This is a messenger RNA of Sitodiplosis mosellana (orange wheat blossom midge), 5693 nucleotides long. It is a transcript of the gene 14-3-3zeta, whose product is annotated as 14-3-3 protein zeta. The transcript is spliced from 6 exons. Gene Ontology annotation, biological process: signal transduction. Bases 2322 to 3068 code for a protein of 248 amino acids. The record is from RefSeq and is a predicted model, not a curated record. Gene Ontology annotation, cellular component: cytoplasm. Lineage: Eukaryota; Metazoa; Arthropoda; Insecta; Diptera; Cecidomyiidae.
UUGAAACAAUUACCGAAUACAUGGCAAGAGAGAGAGAGAGAGAGAGAGAGAGAGAGAAUGAAAAGCAGCAGCGAGAAACAAAUAUUGCGGAAAAUCGCAAAAAUUCAACGCAAAUGGAAAUUCUUUAAGUGUUUUGACAACAUACAGCGUAUAUAUUGUUGGAUUUGUACACGGUUUGGACGGCGCAUGUACUUGAAACCCCACACAUGAACGCACAUACACACAUACACACGCGAACAUUUGCACACACAGCAGCGAAUCCGAAUUAAGUUUUUCCCCUGGUGUCUUUCAUUUUUAAUUUCUUCGCCUGAGUACACUAAGCUUUUUUCCAUACAGUUUUUUUUCAACUUCGAUGCUGCACAAUCAGUAGAGUCGGGAAUGUUCGAUGUGUUGUACGUAUUAAAAAUUUCAUCAGCCAAUUUCCAAUAGUUUAUUGUCGAGCCAAUUUCGUUUACUUACAAUUUAUUUGAUGACGACAAAGAUAACCAAAUCGUGAGAAAAAAAAACCGAGUGGAUUUGAGCAAAGCAUUUUCAAACUAAAACAAAAGUAAGCAUAGCAAAAUGCAAUUGCUGCAUCUAUUUUUUUCUUUCGAGCCAUUUGGCAGGAUAGCAUUUUUGGAGAGUGAGGCUACGAGCAUUUUCUUAGCAUUUCGGUAUUGUUAAUAAACCAAUCCAUAUAAAGGUGAUUCGAAGGAGUUUCAAAGGGAUUUUCUCAAUCGCAAAAUGUGUCGAGUGAAGCAUCGACAAAUACCGUGUAUCCAUUUUCUUUUAAGUGAUUGCGUAGUUUCUCUUGCGGUGAUAUAAUGAACGAUUGAAAACAAACAAGGCGGCAGGGAAAAUGGCCAUUAAAAUGCGUGGUGAUUUGUGCGGAAGUUUUAGCUUAUAACUAUAGCCGUUCCAUGGAGCGAACGAAAAUUUAUGGUAUUAUGUGUUCAGUGUGUGUGUGUGUGUGUGUAUGUGUGUAUACCGCCUUCGUGAUUGAAAAGCUUAAUGCUACUGCUGCUGCUGCUGCUGCUAUGUUUUUGUUGUUGUUGUUGUUGUUUAUUUUGUCAAUAUAUUCGGCGAGACGCAAAAGCGAAAAAUUUCCUACAAAAAAGGUGUCCCACAGCACUGUGGACGCCAAAGACAAGUGUACGUAAUAGGAUUCGAUUUGCCAUUUUUGGUUUCGUCUUGAACAGCAAUAAUUAAUGACAAAAAUUAAAUUGUAGUUUGACUUCCUGCAGUAAAACUGUCCCAUCAUCAUCAUCAUCAUCAUCAACGUCGUGUACCGUAUGCAAAACUCCGCACAAAUUGCACACUUAUCGAACGACAAUGUCCAAAUGCCGUUAAACAAAAGGGCUUUUACCUGCUUUAAAUAAAAUUCGAUACGAAUCUAUGCAGAGUGAGUGAGUGAGUGUGGAGGGGGGGGGGGAGCAGAGAGAAAGGGAGAUGGUUUUGUUAUGUGUACAAAACACACAUUCAACAACAUUCAUAACAAAAUUAGAAUAUUUCUGCAGCGUAGGAACGAACAGAAAUUCCUUAGCCAAUGUCAGGGUAAUUUAACAUACAGUUCGUUAACUGGCAGCAGCAGCAGCAGCAGCAGUGACAGUAUUUAUCGAUGUUGUGCAUUUAUUUUAUAUGUAUAGUUCAUGCAUUAUACUAUUAAGUGUAUACAUCAAAAACUGACUCAAGCUUCGCACAGAGAGCGAUGGAAAAGUCUUUGGCUAGAACUAGAACCGAAUUGCGGUGCUAUUUUCUCAUCUGAAUAUUGGGGUUUGCCGCGCUGUAACUAUCUUUUGAAACACAAUUACGUGAUAAUGCAGCUUGUUGUACAACUGAAUGAGUGAACAAAACGAACGCUGUGCAAUAUACUAAUGAGAUUUAUUAGUUUUUACUUCACAUUGUGGGUUUAUUUUUAUUUUUCAAAUAUGUUUUUGUUGUGUAUCAUAUGGUUUUUAAGUAGCUUUUCAACAAACAAAAAACAAAUUACUGGCAUAUUGAAGAUUUUCUGCGUCGGUAUUUUUGGAAAUAAAAUUUUGACGGCAAACAUUGCGGCAGCAAAGUCCGUGUCAAACAUCCAGCAUGAAAAUCGCCGCGUCUUUUGUCCCCUAAGCAAAUUACUUGGCAUUUUUCGCAAUUUCGGAGGCAGAAUAUUGUAUUCGCAGCAGUUUAAUUAAAUGGAAAACAUAGGUUUAAGUUCAUCCGCUGUAUAAACAGGCUAAAUUCAAUUUUUUCAAGUCACUGUAACUGCAGAACGUUUAAUUUUGGUGUUUCCGACCAAAAUACUACAUUGACACUUCGUAUAUAAUACAGUCCAGUAACAAACAAACAAAAAACACAAAAUGUCAACCGUUGAUAAAGACGAAUUGGUUCAAAAGGCAAAACUUGCCGAACAGUCAGAACGAUAUGAUGACAUGGCGCAAGCAAUGAAAUCUGUUACAGAAACCGGCGUAGAAUUAUCAAAUGAAGAACGAAACCUUCUCUCAGUUGCUUACAAAAACGUCGUUGGAGCCCGCCGAUCAUCAUGGAGAGUGAUUUCGUCAAUCGAACAAAAGACCGAAGCCUCCGCCAGAAAGCAACAGCUCGCUCGAGAAUACAGAGAGCGCGUUGAAAAGGAACUUAGAGAAAUUUGUUAUGAAGUAUUGGGUCUUUUGGACAAAUAUUUGAUUCCAAAAGCUAGUAAUCCAGAAAGUAAGGUCUUCUACCUUAAAAUGAAAGGCGAUUACUACAGGUAUUUGGCUGAAGUUGCCACAGGAGAAACACGAAACACGGUUGUCGACGAUUCUCAAGCCGCAUACCAGGAUGCCUUUGAAAUUAGCAAAGGCAAAAUGCAGCCAACGCAUCCCAUUCGAUUGGGUCUUGCACUUAACUUUUCAGUCUUCUAUUAUGAGAUUUUGAACUCACCCGAUAAGGCCUGUCAAUUGGCAAAACAGGCUUUCGACGAUGCGAUAGCUGAAUUGGAUACGCUGAAUGAAGACUCAUACAAGGAUUCAACACUCAUCAUGCAAUUGUUAAGAGACAACUUAACACUUUGGACGUCAGACACACAAGGAGACGGCGAUGAGCCCCAAGAAGGCGGUGACAACUAACAAGAGCAACCAAACAAUAAUAAUUAAAUAAAAGGUUUAAAUAUCACAUAAUAAAAAGAAGAAGAAAAAAAAUGAAGAAGAAAGAUGAAUAAAAAAAUAAAAAAAAAUCAAAACGAUUUCGAUAACGUCUUAAAUCACAAACUAUUUGAAGAAAUGAAGAUUUAAAAAAAAAAAAAAAAAACAGAAACUGAAAAAUCCAAAAGUUUGAUGAAGCAACAACAGCAACAAACAAGAUAAAUACAAGAGAGCAGCAGUAAUUAAAAAAAAAAUCCAGCAAUUUUAUACAUGUAUUUUACAAUUUAAAGAAUAUUGAUCGCUUUGCAAAUUUGAAUCAAGCAGAAACUUUGUUCUACUAUACAAAUUGAUGAGACUUUUUUCAAGAAAUUUGGAAAGAAAUAACAUAACCAUUCUUUUUUGUUAAAAAAAAAUUAUACCAUUAUUUUGUUAAUGUACCUACAAUUUUUUUUCUUUUUUUUUAGUCAAUUUAAAUUUAUUUAACGGAACCGAAGCAAAUUGUUGUGUCGAAUGCAACAAUUACUUCGGUUUCAUUAUCGAAACAAAAAAAAACAAUUUUUAUUGUCGAUUUUUACAAUAAAAAAAAAAGAAGAACAGAACAAACCGAAAAAUUCACAAUAGUUUAUCGAAACCUUUGAGGUGUCUCAAGUUUUCCGCUGUUACUUUUUUUUUCUCUCUCAAUAAAGUGCAACUUUUGUUUCGAAUCGCAAAAUAAUAUAAUAUAUAUACAUGUAUUGAUCCAAUGCAUAUUGUAACGACAGUUGAGGGAUGUUAAUACGGUUGUGUGUUGGACAUCCGCUUCCCCCCCACCCAGAUCAAACAGAGGAAAGAAUUUUGAAAGAAAAAAAAAACACAAACACGCAGAGAAACGAAUGACACAAACAUACCGUGAACUUGUUCAAAGUAUUUGCAUAUUCCAUCCCAUGUUCGAUCGCCGGGAUCAAAAUUAGUCAAGGCAAAUGAAAAAAGUGAAGAUAAGAAAACACGAAGCAAAAUGAAAAUUGUUCAGGCCAAAUAUGUAUUUGAGUAAAAUCAAUUUAACAUCAUCUCCAACAAAAUAACAACCGUAAAUAUAUGCAUAUAUAUUGUAAAAUAAAAAAUCUUUGCGCCAUAUACCAACUUAAAAUUACUCUAAAAGUAAUAUUUAAAGAUUUAAAAAUGGAAUCAAAACAAAAUUAAAUAAAAAAAAAACAACAAAACGCCAAUAACAAUCUGAAGAAGAAGAAAAAACCAGCAAAUUCAUAUUCAAUCCUGGGAUUUUCCCACUUUCUCUCUCUCUGUCUCGUUUGGUUUGACUUUUUAUUUUAUUUCUGUUCUCUCUUUUUUGACUUUUUAUGGUUUUCGUUUCUGUUGUCCACACACAAUCUCUCUUCCGCUCACUGUCUCUGUGUUUCUUUUAUGAUCUAUUUAUCACCCUUCACCAAUGUCCCCAGGAGAAUCAGCACGAAAAUUUGGCAUCCAUAUGGUAUUUUCUGUGCUAUCAAUUAUUUUUCGUUUGUAUUUCAUUUCGAUUGUUUUCCUUUUCUUUCGUUCGUUGCUUUCAUUUUCACCGAUUUCUUUCCAUCACGAAUUCUGCGUUCGAGUCUAAUAGUAAAACAGUUCCAUUUCCAAAAUUUGAUCGUGAAUAAACGAGUAAAAUUAUGCGACUUUUUUUUCGUACAACAAAUGAGCUGAGCAUCGUAUUAUUCAGAUUGAUUUUUGGAAAUGCUUCAGCUGCAAAUGUGCUAUCGAUCAUUAUUUUUGUUUUGUUUUUGUUAUGUUUUUUUCACCACGUUUUAGUGUCGAAUUCUUUGGUUCGCAAAAUUUGAGUUUUAAAAUCUCAUCAAUUUCUAAAUAAAAAAAAACAAAAAUGCGAUAAAUAAAAUCGAAUCCAUUGCAUAGAGAUUACUAAGUAAAACUACAAAACGAAAAGUAAGAAGAAAAAAAUGUUUGCGAUUAAAAUCUAGAACAGACAUAGCAAAACAAAGAAGAUGUUGAGAAGAAAAAAACAACAACAACAACCACAGCAACAACACACGAUAAAGAACAACACAACCAAUUUCGAAGAAGGGUAAAUAUUUUAUGGAUACGUUCGAUCACGGAUCAUCAUAAAAUAUAUGAGCAGUUUUUUCACAUAAAUUAACAAAAAAAAAAAAAAAAACAAAUAAUUAAUUUAUAAGAUCAAAAAAAGAAGAAGAAGGAGUAGACGACUGCGACUUGAAUCGUUGUUUCCCAAUCUCGAAGUCGAACAAUUUUUAAAAUAUAUAUAUUAUGCAGUUGAUACCAUAGGCAAAAGACAGCAACUUUUUAGCGUAGAAGAGCAUUUACAUCAACAUCAAACUGAGCAGCAAACUGGCAAUUAAUAUAUAUUUUUUAAAAUUAAUUUUGAUGGAGGUGAUCAUCAAAUGAAUUUACGUUUGACCAAAUCGAUUUGCUUUUACACACACAUACAAACACAUUGUGGAUGAGAGAUAUGAGAAAAGUCGGCAAAAGAAAACAUAACCAAGAACAAAGAACAAACAAGCAACAAAAAAAAUGUGGAAAAAUUGUCAUGGAAAAACGAAAACAACAACAAAAUUGUAUGGGCAAUCUUGAAUUUAACAAAAAAAAGCAGAAUUAUUGCUUUACUUU